Molecule: messenger RNA, 2379 nt
Organism: Triticum aestivum (bread wheat)
Lineage: Eukaryota; Viridiplantae; Streptophyta; Magnoliopsida; Poales; Poaceae
Exons: 11
Coding region: 1-1734 (577 amino acids)
Source: RefSeq, a predicted model, not a curated record
AUGGCGAUAGAGGGGGAGCAGCAGGCAGGGGGCUUUGAAGAAGCAGCUCUAGCCGGAUCAUCAACCAGGUCCACAUCACACACAUCUAGAAUAGUUAUUCAGAAAGUAGUAGAGGUCGUAGCUACAUUAUCCGACUACAAAAGAUUUUUGGUAGAGGAGAUUGGUUUUGAGGGAGUACUGCGCAUCCCCAUGAUACCGAAAAUCAACUUGAAGUUUAGCAAGUUCCUCAUGAGUAAGGUCGAUCUCAAAGACCACUGCAUCAUCUUGAGAGAUGGGGGAAAGCCAAUUAAAUUUCACCCAGAGGAUUUCCACAAAGUUUUUGGCAUCCCAUGCGGGCAACGAGAUAUACAUGGAACAGACGCACACAUCACAAGUGAAGCAAUUGAUUUCAUGAGGAACUCCAUAGGAUGGACAGACAAAUCCGAUCGCAGUUUAAGCUCGCUCGAAGCGUUCAUUUGCAAGGAAAUAAAUGAACUAUCUAGCCGUUUAGAGAAGGAUUGCUUCAAGAUGGCGUUCGUCGUCUUCGUGAUGGGUCUACUGGAAGCAGUUCGAAAACUGAAGCUGGAAACAGAUGCAGACAUAACUCUGGACCACCUCUCCGGGUGUCAUCUAUUUCUUCAGGUUUUCGUGCUGGACAAUGUUGAGUUGGGCAUUAUGAACUUAAAGCAAACUACCAUGCCACGGAUACAAUUGUUCGAUGGAGCGACCCUGAAAUGGAUGAUCCUCGUGUGCUCAGCAAGAAAGCUAGGGAAAACAAUUUUUAUUGUACCGGAGGCAAGACAUUGGAACGCCAUGUGCUACACUUGGCACAACUACCAAAACGAGAUCCACAUGAAGAAGAAGGCAAUCGAGACCAAGGCUGAACGCACACACAAUGAUGGUGUGCCGUCUAGACUCAACGCCAACAUAGUCGGAAGACGGCUGGAGUUGUCAUCUCCAUCCCCAACGACCAGCCAACGCGACCAGUCGGCUGUCAUACCCAUUGCGGAUCAGCUAUCCACCACACCGACCAGAUGCCAAAAGCGAUCAAGGAUAGACGAUGCGGCUGAUGCACCACCAUUUGAUCUCGACAUAGACGGCGACAGUGAAGCCAGCACGCCCAUCAAGAAAGAUGGAAAUGGCAGCCCGCUUUCACCUACAGCGGCAACUAAGGCAUACUGUGACAACCUCGUUGGACAACUAAUGAUGCUCAAUGAUGAGAUCGGGGACACCGAGGGGCACACUGUGUUUGGACAAGUGAAUGGUAUGCCUAUUAUCAAAACCAAGGUUGCUCACACCAAGUUCACAGAAGACCCAUGGUCCAGUAACCGUACAAUGUGCACACAUGGUGAAGUUGUCCGGAAAGCCAUCAGGGACUGGAUGCGAUCAAGAACACAAUUCCACCUAUCAAGGGAUUGGGUAUCGCACCCUGCCCCGCGGUUUAUUGCUGUAAGUGGCAACGCCAUCAAGUCUCAAAUAUGCGACGGUGCUGAAAUCGACCACGAGCUCGGGUCCUUGAUCAUACGUCGGAUGGCACAGAUGGAGUCACAUGCUCACCGCGCCACCCCUGACGAACAAUACCGCUUGAUCCUCGAGCCCGACUUCUCGUCCCAUGCCAUUGCAGGAGAAAACACCACCAGAAUCAUGUCAAUACAAAGACAAUCCACUCGAGUAGAUGUCAAAUGCAAUAUUUCAAACUGCCGGAUGGUUACCAUCCCUGCAGUCAUGCAACAUGGGUGGUCUAGCUUCAAUUGAGACAUGAUGCACCAGAUGAUAACAAUAAUGGAUCCAAUGGCAUACCAGACAGAGGACGCGAACCGAAAAACAUGUCUCAUGUACGCGGCCGAGAAGCUCCAUCAAGCUCUUUUCGAUUGCAUUGAAGAAUUCUUCACCGAGUGGCACUGUGGCCGGACGAGUUGGACGAACAAGACCCCUCUCUUGUCAACCACAACAUUUACAAGGCAAGAGAGUGCCAUGUGUGUCGUCCACCUACUUCGGCAAUUCAAAGGGAACUCGUUGGCGAAACCGCUCACCAGGGCAACUAUUGCCAAUGAAAGGGAUUCAAUCAUCAUUGAGAUGAUACACAUGGAAGGCAACACCGCUUCCCUCCAGCUGGAAGGUCUUGACACGGUCGCCAAUGCCCUAAACGAGACGGUGGCAGAUUCAGGGGUCUAGUCCUAAUGUAGUCACGAGGAAACUGAAAUAAAUAAACACCCCUUGUGUGGUAGAGAUCCAUUGUGUGUUCAUCUCCACAUGUUCUACAAUCUGUAAUAAAAUGGUGGUUUUUUUCACAGUAUGCACUAAACUAGAUUUCCACAAAACCCACCCAAAAUUUUCGGGGCCGUGUGACAGUACUACUUUAAGUGUUUUUGGCCUGAUGACAUCUGAUUUGCAGAACUA